AUGGCCGCAAACUCCCCUCCAGCCGCCCCCGCAGACGAGAAGCAUCUGCCGCACACCCCCUCAGUCUCGCUCCUCAGCCAUCCCCCACCCUCCAAACCACCCCCGGCACUCCAUCCAGCGGUCAUCAUCGGCAUCUGGAUCACCCUCUCCUCCUCGGUCAUCAUCUACAACAAAUACAUCCUCUCAGACCUCCACUUCGGAUACCCCAUCUCACUCACCACCUGGCACCUCACCUUUGCCACCAUCGGCACCCGCAUCCUCGCCAAGACCUCCCAUCUCCUCGAUGGCCUGUCCCAGAUCACCAUGACCUGGGACAGAUGGCUCCGAUCGAUCCUGCCCAUCGGCGCCCUCUUCAGCGCCAGCUUGAUCUUCAGCAACAUGGCCUAUCUCACCCUCAGCGUCUCCUUCAUCCAAAUGUUGAAGGCUUUUACUUCUGUCGCCGUCCUCGCCAUCUCGAUCGUCAUGGGCCUCGAAAAGGCCAACAAGCGCACCAUGCUCAUCGUCCUCCUCAUCUCCCUCGGCGUCGCCAUCGCCUCCGUCGGCGAACUCGAAUUCGCCAUGAGCGGCUUCAUCUUCCAAACCCUCGGCAUCCUCUUCGAAGCCACUCGCCUGGUCACCAUCCAAAAACUCCUGCACGGGAUGAAGAUGGACCCCUUAGUCUCAUUGUACUACUUUGCGCCUGUCUGUGCGACAUUGAAUGCGAUCCUGAUACCGGUCUACGAGGGAUCAGCGCCAUUCAAGGAAGCCUUGACCACCCUUGGCCCGCUGAUCCUCGUCACGAAUGCCUCGGUGGCCUUUGCGCUCAACGUCGCCGUCGUCUUCCUCAUCGGCUCCGCCUCAUCGCUCGUCUUGACCCUCAGCGGCGUCCUCAAAGACGUCCUCCUCGUCCUCGGCUCCGUCUUCCUCCUCGGCUCCACCGUCACCUUCAUCCAACUCGCUGGCUACUCCCUCGCCCUCGCCGGCUUGGUCGCCUUCAAAACUAACCCCGACGUCCUCGACGACCGGAUCCGUAGGAUCCGCAGAGCCUUCGGUAAAGCUUAA
Puccinia triticina is the source of this 1041-nucleotide messenger RNA. RefSeq lists its product as uncharacterized. Lineage: Eukaryota; Fungi; Basidiomycota; Pucciniomycetes; Pucciniales; Pucciniaceae. The record is from RefSeq and is a predicted model, not a curated record. Gene Ontology annotation, molecular function: antiporter activity. The coding region runs from base 1 to 1041 and encodes 346 amino acids. Gene Ontology annotation, cellular component: Golgi apparatus; trans-Golgi network; endosome. The transcript has 5 exons.